Leptosomus discolor (cuckoo roller) is the source of this 1008-nucleotide messenger RNA. The record is from RefSeq and is a predicted model, not a curated record. Lineage: Eukaryota; Metazoa; Chordata; Aves; Leptosomiformes; Leptosomidae.
AUUUAUCCAUGGCAGUGCAAAAAUUUUCACAGUCUUUACAAGAUUUCCAGUUUGAGUGUAUUGGAGAUGCCGAAACUGAUGAUGAAAUUAAUAUUGCCCAGUCACUGAAAGAGUUUGCUCGGCUCCUGAUUGCUGUUGAAGAGGAGAGGAGACGACUGAUCCAGAAUGCUAAUGAUGUGCUAAUAGCACCACUGGAGAAAUUUCGUAAAGAGCAAAUAGGAGCAGCAAAAGAUGGGAAGAAGAAGUUUGACAAGGAAAGUGAGAAAUAUUAUUCCAUCCUAGAAAAGCACUUAAAUUUAUCAGCAAAGAAGAAAGAAUCUCAUUUGCAAGAUGCAGAUACACAGAUUGACAGAGAACAUCAAAACUUUUAUGAAGCAUCAUUAGAAUAUGUUUUUAAAAUUCAAGAAGUACAAGAGAAAAAGAAAUUUGAAUUUGUAGAACCUCUCUUGGCCUUUCUUCAAGGAUUAUUUACAUUUUACCAUGAAGGAUAUGAACUGGCUCAGGAGUUUGCACCAUACAAGCAGCAACUACAGUUCAAUUUGCAGAACACUCGGAAUAACUUUGAAAGCACUAGGCAGGAAGUGGAGAGACUCAUGCAGAGAAUGAAAUCAGCCAACCAGGAUUACAGACCCCCAAGUCAGUGGACAAUGGAAGGCUAUCUCUACGUGCAGGAGAAACGACCUCUAGGAUUUACAUGGGUAAAGCAUUACUGCACUUACGAUAAAGGAACAAAAACAUUUACAAUGAGUAUAGCUGAAACAAAAUCUGGUGGAAAAGUGAAUGGUCUUGUCACAAGCUCACCAGAAAUAUUCAAGCUAAAAUCUUGCAUCAGGAGAAAGACAGAUUCAAUUGACAAACGUUUCUGUUUCGAUAUUGAAGUAUUUGAGAGACCUGGAAUCAUCACACUGCAAGCUUUUUCAGAAUCCAACCGAAAACUUUGGCUCGAAGCUAUGGAUGGAAAGGAACCAAUUUACACACUGCCAGCCAUUAUUAGCAAGAAGGAAGAAA